Molecule: messenger RNA, 812 nt
Organism: Suillus discolor
Lineage: Eukaryota; Fungi; Basidiomycota; Agaricomycetes; Boletales; Suillaceae
Exons: 11
Coding region: 97-720 (207 amino acids)
Source: RefSeq, a predicted model, not a curated record
UGGAUCAUCACCGAAAUAUAUCUCACUCUUAGCCCACAUUCAGCAGAAACGUGCUUGACACUAUAUCGAACUAGUGGGGCAUUACUCUUUUUUAUUAUGUCCGCCACAGAAGGUCUGCUUCUCGUGCGUAUACUUGCCUUAUGGCAUAACAAUAGGAAGAUAAGGCUAUUUUUAUUGGCGAGCUACUUGCUUAUUGUUGUCGCCAUGGUCAUUUGCGAUGCAUUUGUGGCGUCUCUGCUCGAAAGUGUAUGUGCGCCCACAUCGACUCCGAUCGCUUUAAGGUUUACGAAGGUGGAACGUCUGAUAACGGGCAAGUUUAUUAGCGCAGCACUGUUUGAAUCCAUAGUGAUCACUCUUAUAAUGUAUCAUUCAAUACGACUACGCUCUGAUGGCAUACGCUCCAUCGGUAGAGUGGGGUCAACCUUGUUGAAGGGAAGUUUGUUGUAUGCACUGUCGCUUCUUGCAAUUUCGAUUAUAAACAUAGUUUCUUUUUCUUUGCCGGCCUCAUCGCGGGGGCAGGGUGGAAUUGUAUAUGUGUUCCAAGGUGUCUUGCAUAGUGUCUUGGCUUCGCGUGUUCUUUUUGAUCUAAGGGAUCUGAGGAAUACAGGUCAAGAUGAAGAACACGACUAUUUAUUCACCUCGUACAUAUCCCUUCCUUGCACUCAGCGCGCAUCACAAAUGAUACCAAUGACUGUCUUAGAUGCCGAAAGUAAUGCAUGAUUAUGCCUCACCGUGUACAACGUCAAUAUCGUACGCACGCACAUCGCAAUCCUACUAACCGCUCGAAUAAUCGCACCUUACAUAUAUCGUUC